This is a messenger RNA of Cooperia oncophora, 477 nucleotides long. The record is from the annotation of a GenBank genome assembly. Lineage: Eukaryota; Metazoa; Nematoda; Chromadorea; Rhabditida; Trichostrongylidae.
AUGACAUCGGUAUGUAAAUCGCGUUUUACAGCUAUCGGGACGUCAUCGGAAGUAUGCCUCCAUGAGUGCUAUAAGGAAUACAGGGAAGGCGCUAUCGAGCUUGAUGACAAGCCUUCCGCUACCUUCUGCAUCUCAUUCUUCUACAGCGGAUCUUCAAGAUCGACGUCAUACAUUAUAUCAUUUCAGACAGUCUAUUGGUACACGCUAUCGAUCUUCUACCUCACUGAGAAUGAGACUCACAAGGCGAUGGCGCUCCGCCCACAAAAUGCCGAGUCGAUGUGGAAGCAGCAUUUCGAGAGCAAUUUCGGGAGAAUCCACGCCCUUCGCAACUAUACUGAUCAGCUAGCUCUUCGCUGCUGGGAAAUCGGCGUUGAGGGAGCCAAUUCAGGCUGGGAAAAGCCGCUCUAUCGGAAGAAGGUUCGUAGUUUCAUUGUUACUGUUGAUCGUCUAUGCAGGUACAUAUCAAUGAAGAUAUGA